GACUGCACACCUCUCGAUCAUGUGACUGAAACAGCUACAUUCUUUCAAUUUUCACGCAUUUUCUUUAAUUAAAGCCUUCUUUCCGUGUGAUGCUGUAGAACACAGUGUGUGGAUAUGUUGUUAGUUUUAUCAGACGACCACAAAGAUCAUUUGUGUUUUUUAUCUGAAGUUGAUCAUGCGGUUGUUUCGGAAUUUGGCAGAAUCGCUGUGGAGUUUCUAAAAAAGGGUUCAAACUCUAAAAUAUAUGAGGGGGCUGCACGAAAGCUGAAUGUAUCAUCAGAGACUGUACAGCAUGGUGUGGAAGGGUUGAUGUAUCUCCUCACUGAGAGCUCAAAACUGAUGAUCUCUGAGGUGGAUUUUCAGGACUCUGUGCUGGUGCUGGGAUUCAGUGAAGAGCUCAAUAAACUUCUCCUCCAGCUCUAUCUGGAGAACAGAAAAGAUAUGCGACAGAUCCUCAGUAAUCUCAGUCCAAACCUCCCACAUUACCACAACCUGGAGUGGCGGCUGGAUGUUCAGUUGGCCAGCAGGGCUCUACGGCAUCAGGUGAAGCCCACGGUCACCCUGAAGCUUCACCUGGAGGACGAUGGCAUGCGCCGGGCACAUGUACUGCAGACGGAUCCUGCCACCUUGCAGCAUCUCAUACAGGAGAUGGAGCGAGCGCUCGCUGACCUGAAGAGCAACCACUGCCGUCGCAUCCUGCGCAACAUCAAAUAACAUCAGCAAAGAUAAACAUUCUCAUCACUCAACAUUCACAUUUGUUAUGUGAUUUAUGACAUUUGCUGUCAUAUUUACUCGUCCAGCCCUACAUCAAAUGAUAUUUGAUUUAUCAUGAGCUGAAGGAUGAUCGGAGCAUAUGUUGUUUCUUUUGGAGAAUUUAUGCAGAUGGCAUGUUUUAUUUGUGCCAUAAGUAUUAUGUUGCCUUUCCUCCUUGUAUUCUGUACAUGCCCUUAAAACUAUGUUUUUUAUGCUGUAUGUAUUUUUGGAGCAUAUAUACAGUAUUAUGACUGAUUGAUCAUCAGUAAUAUUAUUCUGUUGUAAAUGUGUUUUACAUUACAUUGUUUAAGGUGGUCUGGUGUGUUAAACAUGCAGAGCUAGAAUGAAAAUAAUAAAAAUUAGCCAAAAUAUUGAAUAGAUAAACACACAAAGGGCGGGAAAUAUGCAGAAUCUAAUACAGCCAUCCAUCAAAACUGCCGGAACAUUUGAAGUGAUCUCAUUAGAUGUGCUUUGUGCUACGGGUUGUAUUUUGUCUUUUCCUGUAACAUAUGAACAGGAUUUUUCAAUCUUCAGCUCCACAUUUAUGCAUUUAUAAAUAAAUGAUUUGGAUGUAUCUCA
Triplophysa rosa is the source of this 1332-nucleotide messenger RNA. It is a transcript of the gene commd2, whose product is annotated as COMM domain containing 2. The record is from RefSeq and is a predicted model, not a curated record. Bases 115 to 714 code for a protein of 199 amino acids. NCBI's taxonomy places the organism in Eukaryota, Metazoa, Chordata, Actinopteri, Cypriniformes, Nemacheilidae. The transcript is spliced from 5 exons.